Arachis duranensis is the source of this 1215-nucleotide messenger RNA. RefSeq lists its product as uncharacterized. NCBI's taxonomy places the organism in Eukaryota, Viridiplantae, Streptophyta, Magnoliopsida, Fabales, Fabaceae. Gene Ontology annotation, cellular component: snRNA-activating protein complex. Gene Ontology annotation, molecular function: sequence-specific DNA binding. Gene Ontology annotation, biological process: snRNA transcription by RNA polymerase III; snRNA transcription by RNA polymerase II. The record is from RefSeq and is a predicted model, not a curated record. The transcript is spliced from 7 exons. The coding region runs from base 216 to 938 and encodes 240 amino acids.
CACUAAACUGAACUGGCCUGGUUCAGAUAGUACUAACCCGGUCGCCUGAAGCCGUGAACUCUCUCACCUUCUUCUCGCUGUGAAGCUCUUACGCCAUCUCGCCGAGCUCCGUUGCUGUCUCUGUUCGGUUGAGGGGUCACCGUUGGAACUUGGAAGCCGUCUUCUGCCACUUCCUGCAGGUGCAAGUUUCAGGCCCAGAUUGAAUACCUAUAACUAUGAAUAUUGAUUCUUUCAAGCGGGAUGUUGAUGAAUUAAUUGCUGAAUUCACUCAGGUUACAUGUGUGGUACUGCUUCUUUAUCACACAGAUUGGGUGGCCUUUAUUGCCUCUAUUGUCUGUAUGAGACUCAACCAUUUAAACCUACUUUUAAGCGUGUCCAUUUACACAGGAGAGAUAAAGAAACUCAGAACCCUUAUGGUAGAUGCAAAAACAAAUGAUAUUAAAGUGGUACCUUCUUUGGUAAAAAGAAUGCUGGAUAGAAACAUUCUCCUUUUUGGUGCUGUUGACUUAAUGGCUGAUUCUGUCACGGAGACAGUUAACCAACUCCAACAAUUGCAGGAUGCUCGUGUCAAACACGCAUAUGAAAAAUUAUUUCACAGCACACCAAUUGACAGAUAUGUUCACAUGGACCUUGGAAUGGAAGUUGACCUUGGAAAGCUGCAGAAAAUGUCAUCGGAAUAUGCUGUGGCCAAGAAUGUAGCCAUUGCAGAAGCAAGCAAUAUUUUAGAUGUUACAGACAUAAAGCACCUAUCAGAAGAUAAGGAACUGAUAGGAGAUGUUGUGAAAAAGAUCGCUGAUGACUGGAAUGACCAGAAAGAAACAUUUUAUAAGCAAACCGGGUGCAGAGAGGAUGAAAUGUAUGAGCAAGAGCUGCUACAACAACUUCUGAAAGACAACGAUGACGACGAGGAUAAUGAAAAAGAGGGUAGUCAAGAUUGAAGGUAUACAUUUGAGCUGGGGAAUUCAUAAUGCUAAUAUGUUAGCCAUUAUUUUGGUAUAGGGAGUUCAGGCUUUCCCAGGGGAAAUAUGGUCUUAUAGGUCCAUUUUUUUUUCUUUACCUCUAUCCACUUUGUUAUCAACAAUGUGUUAUCAACUACUUUCACACUUUCGGUUCUUGUUGUGUGUAUUAUGGUCUCUUCAACUUUCUUUCUUUUGCUGGAUCGGCUUGUUUGUGGAACUAAAUUAAGCAAUCAUAAUUCUUAUCCUUCUCGCUAUC